CGUCCCCUCUCUUCCCCUCUCGUCGUUGACAGGUGUGUGACCUUCGCGGGACGUGAUCGCAUUUUGUGUCAUUGUUAUUCCAUUGUCACCAAGACACUCAAACGAUUCGGCUAUCGACUGACAAAAGAGUGUAUAGCUGUGUACCAAAAAAGGGGACGUGGUUGGUUUGGAGCAUUCCUUCACCAGGCUUAGGGCAAAGGCGACCUGUAGUCGCUGAUUGCUUUGCGAUACUAGACAGGGGGGGACAGGAAAAGCAAAUACUUCUCCCAAAGGACUGCCACAUAGGAGGAAGGUGGGGACAACAAUAAUGUCUGCUACUACUAGUUCAUCGUCUCCGCGCCGUUCACCUGCACCACCACCUCCACCACCUUCAAAGGAUCACCAUCAACAACUGUAUACAUCCUACUCAUCCUCGAAAAUACCAAGAUCAGGAGCUGGAGGGACAUCAUCGUCCACAUACAUCAAUGCUGAUCUCGCAAGUGCAUUACGCGAAUCAGUAAUCGUUCGUCAUCCCCAUCAUCAUCAUCAUCUUCCUUCUUCUUCCUCUUCCUCCUCCACCUCGCCGUUACAAUAUACCAGUACAAUCCCUCCCAUCAUCGAUUUCUCAUCUUCACCACCACCUCCAGUCUCCAUCUUGAGGGAGGAUUCAAGUUAUAAUCUCAAUCAAAGCAGUACCAUCACAGCGGUCGGUGCGGUCGGAUCGGGUGGUUCAAGUCAUCACCUUUCUGCCUCUACCUCUACCGCUCAACCCUUACGCUCAAAGACAUCUUCGGCAUCUCUCAACCCGCCUUCUAAGCCUCCUCCACCUUCGCCUCGAUCGAGAAAAGUAUCUUCUAGGUCAUCGACCUAUCAAAGCCCCUCCAUACCUCCAUCCUCCUCCUCCUCCGUCAACAUGGCUCAACCUCAACUUCCUUCACAGCGCGUCAUCUCCUCUGCGAAUCCAUUCGAACAAGACGAGAUCGAACCUCCACCCAUUAAUGCGUCUCGUAAGAACUCUGCACCGACACCUGCGGUCUCGUCCGGCAACACAACAGGUGUAGGAGCAGGCGCCAACGCAACGACUAGGGUCAAAUAUACAAGGGCACAAACGGCACUAGCAGGCAGCGGUACCACUACAACCAAUGCUCCCCCGUCUCCUCAUCGCACAAGGGUCAGACGAUCCAUGUCGUCUGGAUCAUACGAUGCGCAGGGUAGGGAGUUGACGGCCGGGCAACGUCGAGCCGCAGAGGAUAAGAAGGGGAGCAGACACGCAGAUGUGAUCGAUACAUGGGAUCCAACGGGUCUGGGUAGUGCGAUGUGGCAUCAUCAAGGACCAUACGAUGCAGCGGCUCCAUCCCGUAAUCUCAAUCUGCCCACCUCCCGAGCACCGAUGCAAGCGUUCAACGGCAACGACAGACCCGUUCAAUCUCCCCCCCGCGCUCCAUCCACAGUCACUCUGGCUGCUCAGCCAGUCCCGCCAGCCAAGGAUUCCGAGACUGGCGCAAUACCAACGGCAGAGAGAACUUCGCGACGAACUGGAUCAGCUGUACGACAGAGCGUUGCCACUCGCCGAACCAGUGGAGGUCUGACUGGGCAAUAUUCUACCAGUGUACCAGCCUCUGGAGGCUACUUUCCCGAUGUCGACGAGCCCAAUGACGAAGCUAGUGUGCUGAGGAAAGAGAGACAGGCACAGAGGGAUCAGAAGAGGCGAGCACUGAAAGCUGCGUGGGGCAUCGAUACGCCCGAGCCCUUCGAAGACUUUGGCGGGUCACCAGGGGAGGAGGGCGAAAUCAACCUGACCGAUGAGUCCCUCCCCUCCGAGCCUAGUGCCUCUGUCCCUCGGGUCCGGUCACCCGGUCUUCGCCUCGGGGCUCUUGGUGGGCCAAGGACUCCACCGAUCAAGGAUGACCUCUCACCGGUCAGCGAUAAAGGUGCUGGCCUCGCCAACAUCCCGGCCUCCGGAUCUGUUCCUGCGUAUGGGCCUGGAGGUGUCAAACGGACCAAGAGUCUGAUGCAAAAGAUCAAAGGAAUGCGCGAUGGCGGUCCUCGAGUUCCGAACCGAUCCCACUCACCAAACUCAGCAUCUAUCAACUCCACUCGAGAUCUCAAUGGUCAAGCAGAAACUGCGGGUGCAGGAUACAACAAGCGAUCAACCUUUUUCGGUCGGUCUGGAAAACUGUCCCCUCAAAGGACCUCUCCUCUUGGCGUCCCACUGGAUGAUCCUACUCGGGCCCAAUCCAUGUACGAAGAAGGCGAUCUAUUGGGGGAGGAAAGUGAGCUGGUGCCUUCUGAAUCGACGGCUAGUGGAUUCGUCUUGGUGGAAUCGCCAAACUCAAAGGCGAGAGCUGCGAAAGCAUUACAGCGUGAACAGCAGCAACAACAACAGCAGCAGCAGCAGCAGCAGUCGACCAUCACGCGAGCUGGCGGUGUCCCCACAAUGCAAUCCGAGCCUAUGAUGUCGACGACUCUCGCACCUCCCCCAAUACCGAAUGGGAAAUCCUCUCAUGGAUCAAACAUCGUGCAUUCAGAUACCAUGGCCAGUGUGAGCUACGGCAUACCACCGAUGAACCGAGUCAAAGGCCUACCCACGCCUCCCAUUGGACCCGUCAUUCCUGAUUUCGAGGAUCUCGUGAUAUCGCGUACGAAAUCGCGGACAAGAGCCGUUUCUGCUUCGGAGAGUUCGAGAGAGCUCAGCGUACCGGAUGACUCUGGACCGGGUGUCAAGAGAAAGACGAGUGUGGUGAAGAAACUGAGGGAGAAGAUCAUGUAAGGGCGAGGGGAAGAGGAGGCUCAGGAUCAUAGAUCGGGUAGGCGAAUGGCCUGGCGAGGUCAAGCGAAGCUGGGGGAGAUAAUGGCGAGCUAGGGAUCGGGCAUUUGGACACUGUAUUCUUCUCUUCUUUUUCUUCAUCCCCUCUCAAAACGGAAUCACAAAGUAUAUCACUCUAGACGACUUGGACGACCGUUUCCCGCUUUUUGCGACCUCAUUCUCUUACGUGUGUAUGAAUGAUUAUUAUGAUUGAAAGCCGGUGAAAGAUUCGAUAAGAUGUAGAUGGCCUAGAGAGCUAAUUAGAUCCAAGGAAAGGCGGAGGCAGAUGGGGCAGGGAG
Messenger RNA from Kockovaella imperatae, 3084 nucleotides. RefSeq lists its product as hypothetical. The record is from RefSeq and is a predicted model, not a curated record. Bases 308 to 2749 code for a protein of 813 amino acids. NCBI's taxonomy places the organism in Eukaryota, Fungi, Basidiomycota, Tremellomycetes, Tremellales, Cuniculitremaceae. Gene Ontology annotation, cellular component: cytoplasm. The transcript has 8 exons.